AUGCCCGAAGAACUAACCGAAUCAACUGUUGACAAUAUGCUUGUUCCAGCCAUUUUGACACCAUCGUCAUUGACUAACACCGAACAUAUACCUGUUAAACGUGAUGAAACACGCUAUCCUCGAAUGACCAAAGAGUUCAUUAAGAAACAUUGCAAAGAACAUAAACUAUAUCAAACACCUUAUUUAAACGAUGUUCUUUAUUUGCAUUUCAAAGGAUUUGGUCGGAUUGAGAAUUUAGAAGAAUAUGUUGGAUUGAAGUGUCUCUGGUUAGAAUCUAAUGGCAUUCAACGUAUCGAAAAUCUUGAUCAUCAAUUGGAACUACGUUGUCUUUAUUUACACCAAAAUUUAGUCAGUCGGAUCGAAAAUUUGGAUCAUUUACAACAUUUAGACACGAUUAAUUUAUCGAAUAACUACAUAACUAAAAUUGAAAAUCUUUCAAUGCUACCCAAAUUGAAUUCGUUGUAUCUAUCGCAUAAUAAGCUUGAAAGUGUGGAAGAUAUUGAACAUUUGAAAGAAUGUAAAACAUUGAGUGUUGUCGAUUUGUCACACAAUGCUAUUGAUGAUCCAGAUGCUGUGGAAGUUUUCAGUCAAAUGGCUAAUAUCCGUGUCAUCAAUUUGAUGGGCAAUUCAUUAUUGAAAAAUGUAAAAGAUUAUCGACGAACAAUGACACUUGGAUGUGUGAAUUUAACUUAUCUUGAUGAUCGUCCAGUCUUUCCAAGAGACCGAGCAUGUGCAAAUGCAUGGGCUCAAGGCGGCCGAGAAGCUGAACGUGAAGAGCGGCAAUUAUGGGAAACGCCCGAACGUAAACGCAGCACGAAGCCUGUUGGUGAUGUGAUGUACAUACGUCGACACUUUCUGGGUGAUCGCGGUGAGAGUGAAGUCGAUAUCGAACAAAGUGAGAAGGAAUUACGGGGCGAAACGGAUGUGGUCGGUGAGGAAAACGCUGAAGAACCGCCGCCAUUGGAAGAUAUCAGUGAACCGGAAUCAGAAAACGAGAAUGAAGAUGAAAACAACAAUGACAUUCAACCAGAGAAAGAGAAAGACGAAACUAGUAUCAAUGAUGUAUCCACUGAAAAGCCGAAAGAAAAUGAUAUUGAUAUUCCAUUCAUUCGGCCACCAUUACAAAAUAUCGAGAGUCGAGAGUCAUUUGAUACGAUAUUCGGUGCAUCUCAAAAAUCAAGCACUAAUGCAAGUGAAAAACCAGUAAGAUUGAAAAUAGUCGACAUGGACGAUAUCGAUGAAGAUGAAGCAUCAAUCAAACCACACGAUGAUCAACCAAUGGAAUCGAACCUACCCUCAUCAUCCGCAACGACAACGACGACGACGACACGAAAAUUGAUUGAAGAAUUAUAA
Adineta ricciae is the source of this 1353-nucleotide messenger RNA. The record is from the annotation of a GenBank genome assembly. Lineage: Eukaryota; Metazoa; Rotifera; Eurotatoria; Adinetida; Adinetidae.